Molecule: messenger RNA, 2972 nt
Organism: Onthophagus taurus
Lineage: Eukaryota; Metazoa; Arthropoda; Insecta; Coleoptera; Scarabaeidae
Gene: Ctf4
Product: Chromosome transmission fidelity 4
Biological process (GO): DNA-templated DNA replication; DNA repair; mitotic cell cycle
Cellular component (GO): nuclear replication fork
Molecular function (GO): protein binding; chromatin binding
Source: RefSeq, a predicted model, not a curated record
UUAAAAAUAAAUUACUCGGCAAACGGAUUUAAGAUGUUAACGAAAAUCUUGACUUCUCAAUCAUUUAUGUUGGUAACGCUGAAGUUUACCCGCUCAAAUUCCAACCUCAACUUCUGUCAAAAAAAAAUAGUGGUUAUAUUUCAAACUUUGUUUCUUCGUUUUUUAAGAAAUUUAUAUAAAAUUAUUCUUGUAAGAUGAGUUCUAAUCGAAAACCAAGUCGAUACGCCCAUUCUGCUGGUCAUACCGACGUGUGUUAUUCAGAAGAUGGCCUGAAAUUAAUCACUUGUGGUACCGAUGGUGAUAUUCGUAUGUGGGCCAGUAUAGAUGAUUAUGAUCCUUUUCAAACUUGUGUUGGAGAAUGGUCUUUAUGUGUUCGACAAAAAAACGAAUCUAUUUUAAUCUCCACCGAUAGUAAUAGUGUACAAUUACUUAAUUACCCCGGAGGAGAUCGUGAUGCUAUUUUAACUAAAUGUAGCGCACCAAUUACUCAUAUGGCUAUAGGAAAACAACACAAUUUUGUAGCUAUUGCUUCUGAAGAUACAAACAUAAAACUAAUAGAUUUAGCCAACCCUAAAGAACUUCCAAGAAGUUAUUUAGGCGUAAACGGGCCUCCAUUAAGUGUAGCACUCUGCCCAGAAGCAAAAAUAUUAGCUGCAAGUGCUGGUGAUGGCUUUCUGAGAUUUUGGGAUGUUGAAAGUUGUUCAACUUUAAAACAAUUACAAUGUGAUUCUAAAACAAACAGUUUUGUUAAUGCCACUUUAUUAUGUCGAAUGGAUUUCGAGCCAACAUCCGGAAAACACGUUGCUUAUCCUCAAAAGAAUACCGUGAUUAUUUUAAACACAACGGAUUGGUCAAAUGUGUGCACUCUCACAACGGAUACAACUGAUUCUAACUUUUCAAUUGUACAAUAUUCACCUUGCGGUAAAUUUAUAGCCGCUGCAGCUAUUAAAGGAGAAAUUAUAGUUUGGGCAGUUGAAUCGCAAGAAAUCGUUGAAUUUUCUCAACAUUCAAGUUCUAAGGCUGUUUGUGCUUUAGCUUGGAACCCAUUAGGAAAUGGAGAAAUUGCUUUUUGCGACGUUGAAGGUGAAUUAGGUGUUGUUAUUGAUUGUACAGCCAAUACAACUCUUAAAGCAGACAAUAAAAGUGAUGUUGGCAAUGAUGUUGAUUUUGGAGAUAUUCAAUUUGAUGAUGAUGAUGAAGAUAAUGAGAAUGCAGUGUCUUUGGAGAAGAUAAAAAAUAAUACUAUGGGCUGUUUUAAUGAUGACGAAGUAGAUAAAGCUAGUUCUAUUGGAACCCGACGAUCUCGACCAGCCACUCCAGAAAACCCAAUGCAAGCAACUUUUAUGCCUUCAUCAACUCCUGAACACUUGGAUCCACGUUAUCUUUGCUGGAAUGAAGUCGGAAUUGUUCGUUGUUACGGAAGUGUCAACGAAGAGGAUGGAAAUAAAUCCAUAGAGGCCGAAUUUCAUGAUUCAACGUUUCAUAGCAGCAUGAUGGUACAAAAUUUUAAUGGGUACACAAUGAGUUCUCUUAGUACUUCAGUUUUUACAUUGGCUAAUUCAGAGCAAAUACAAGUUAUUCCAUUAUUAUCAGGCACGAAAGAUUGGAUUUUAGCGGUUGAAGAAAAUAUAAGUAUAAUUUGCAUAGCAGCUUCAAGUAAAUUGGUUUGCUUUGCAAGUUCAAAUUAUUUGGUUCAUGUUUGUACAACUUAUGGUACUCAAAAGGGGGUGUUUUCAAUACCUGGACCUGUCGUUUGCAUGUCGGCUCAUGAUUCGUCGUUGUUGAUUGCUUAUCAUAGUUCAAAACCACGAGGCGAUGAUCAAUGUUUAAAAUUAAUGUUGGUUAAAUUUGAAGGAUUAUCAUUACAUAAAACAGAUUUAGAAAAUACUUUGGGACCUGAAUGUACACUUAAUUGGAUGGGAUUUACCGAUAUGGGUUCACCCGCUCUUUUAGAUUCCAACGAAACACUUUUUAUUUAUUUAACACGUUCAAACAUUUGGGUACCAAUCUGUGAUACAAAUCAACACACUGCAGCUGCCGCUGACGGAUUUUUCGUUACGACAGUCUCAGAAUCACUAGCUACCGUUAUUGGGAUUAGAUGCAAAGGAAGUAAAUAUCCUAAUUUCGUCCCAAGACCAACGCUCUCCGAAUUACCCCUUCAGCCGACUUUUGUUGAAAUUACGAGUGAAAAAGCUCAAUUAGGUGCGAAUUUGUUUAUGUGGAGUAACUUACAGGUUGAAGAUACGGAGAAGAAAUGUAAAGAAGCAGCUUUAAAAUCAUUUGCUUUAGCUUGUAAAAAUUCUUUGGAUCAAAGAGCUUUCGAACUUAUUGAGUUGGUUCAAAAUAAACAAGUCACCAAUUUGGCUGUGAAAUACGCGACUAAAUUGGAAAGAAAACGGCUUUUGGAGAAGUUGAUUGAGUUGCAGGCUAAGUUAGAAUCUGAAACUGGAGAUGAAAUAACUGAAUUGUCGCAAAUUGAACAAAGGGCUGUUGUAAAACCUAAUAGAAAAUUACUUAUGAAUCUUUCUGAUAGAAGUACACCUAAAAAUAAGUUAAGGAAACAUUUGAAUAUGGAAAAUAUUGAGAAUACUUCUAACAAUUUAAAUGCACAAAGUUUACCAUCAACCCCAACUUUAUUAGUUGAUAAUUCUUUUGAUACUAAUACAACAAUGGGUACAACACAAGAUAUUGAAGAAACAAAAAAUCCGUUUGCAAAGAACUUGAAAAAAGCGACCCCAACAACAUCAAACCCAUUGAGUUUAACCGAUAAAUUUGCUGGAUACAAAUUGGAUUUAAAAGAGAAUGGGGCAAAACGUAAACAACCUGAAACAAAUAUAGAAGCAACGAAUCCAAAAGAAAAACAACGAAAAUUAGCACAAUUUAGUUUUACAAAGAAGACUUGAAGAUUAGUUAAGUUUUUUUUAUUAUUAGAAUAAGCUUUUUCAGUCUACAUUUUUUAUUUAAUUGUAUUA